CUGACGAGGAACUCUGGUCUCAUACUUCCUGUGGACCUGACGGUCUCAUGAGACUCUGUCAUCUGCUAACAUGCACCAACAAGAGGCUAACUGGGCUGAGGCCGGCUGUGUCAGAAUCAUGGCCCCCAGAAACACCACCCUCUUCUGUCUUGUGUUCUGUCUUGGCCAGAAGAUUGAGGCACAGGAAGGGCAUUUUCCCAUUCCUACCAUAUCUGCCACACCCGGUUUUGUGAUUCCCUGGAAUGAGUCUGUGAAGAUCUUGUGCUGGGGAACUCCCGAGUCUUACCUGUACCAACUGGAGAUCAUGAGGAACUCUACAUACGAAGUGGUGGAGGAGAAACUGCGGUUUCAGAAGGCGGCUGAGUUCAUCAUCAACCACAUGGACACAAAUACCGCGGGGCGUUAUCGGUGCCGAUAUAAGAAACAGUACAGCUGGUCAGAGUAUAGUGAGGCCCUGGAGCUGGUGGUGACAGGCUUGUAUGACAAACCCUUCCUCUUCGCUGAUGAGGGCCUCGUGGUGAGGCCAGGGGAGAAUAUUUCCCUCCAGUGCAGCUCGGCACACAUGGCAUUUGAUAGAUAUUCACUGAGCAGUGAGGGAGGGGCCGCUCUGUCCCUGCACCAAAAUGGGAGACGCCAGGGUGCUUUCAUUCUGGGUCCUGUGAACCUCAGCUUCUCAGGGAACUACACAUGCUAUGGUUGGUACAGUGGCAGCCCUUAUGUGUGGUCGGCCCCCAGUGAUGCCCUGGAGCUUGUGGUCACAGAUGCCCCCCAUCCUGUACCCUCUGUCACGCAUGAGAAAGGAACACGAAUCAUUAUGGGGGGUGAAGAAGGUGCAGAAGAGAAAAGUUAGGAUUCUGGGUCUACGGAGAUGUCACAAGGAUAGGAUGAGACAUUCGGCGAAUUCGCCACAUGAGGAGGGACUGAAAAGCAAACACAACGCCCCACGACCACCUCCUUUCCUAUCGACAAGUUUCCCCUGGACUGCAGUUCCUCACUCUCGGACCCAGGCUCAAGACGAAGCCGGGGGCUCGCGAACGCAGGCACUCCCUGAGGAGGGGGUCAGAGGGAAGCCACACACGGGGACAACGGCUCCCUUUUCGGGGCUCUUGGGACGGGGUGGAAGGAAACAUGACCAGUGACCAUUCCUCUCCUUCUAACUAGACACCACGAACCAGGGCUCCGCGAUGGAGAAUGCGAUCCGAAUGGGCGUGGCGGGGCUGGUCCUGGUGGUGCUCUUGGCCAUCCUGGCUGAACACUGGCAUGGCCAUCAGACGCCACACACAGACCAGCCCGAUGUGCCUGAACGGAGCUGAGUAACCCGAAAAGUCAGGCAGAACGGACUUGCAGACGGACUCCUAAGAGCCCCAGGUAUACACCAGGCCCUGAGGCAGUGACGUGAUGUCACAACGUGAAAUGUCACAUCCACGCUCCACACCUUAAUAAAAUGUGGUGAGAUUCCACAGCACCCCCUGGCCCAACGUCUAGGCAAUGCAACAGGGAUGGAGCCACACGGAGGCGGGAUAAUUACCUAAAACCCUGAAGGAGAGGCAGCUUUCUCUCUCACUCGUGGAUUCACGGAGGGCUACUGGGGUAACACAAGAGAGAAGGUGGUACUAACAAGCUUGGGCCCCGUUUCUAACCAAUCGAAUGGUAUUUUCUUACGUGGAUAUGGGAUAUCUGCAGCCCACCUGUCUAGACGUUGGUGAUAAAAUCCUCAGGAUAAUCUCGGUUCCUAUGAUAAAAAAUAAUGCAAAGCAUUCUCAGUUCUCCUUGCUGUUUUUCACACUUCCUCUACAGAAGUUCUGGCUCAUAAAUUCACUUUGUCUGGACUUAAUCAGCAAAUGCUGUUUUGUCCUCCUGUAGGACCUGAAUACCUAGAAUUCCAGUAAUUAUGACUAUGAAUAAUUAGAAUACUGUCCACUCAACAUAUCACAUAUUCCAAGAUGUAAGUGCACGCACACUAACACUUGUGUGCUAACACUUGUGUGCUUUUCCCACGGUUACAAAGAUUCUCCCGUUCUUAUGAAAUUCACGUACUUUAAAAUGUCUCAUGCCUCCGAUGCAAGACAGCCAAAGAAGCUUCUCCUUUGGAUUAUCUCAGGACUUUAAGCUACUGAUUCAUCUUUUUGUGGCAUUCAUCAUAAGAAAACAUGAAACACUGGAAAUGUUUAUGGCAGUGAUGAAUAAAUAAAUUGAAAACGGAAA
Messenger RNA from Sus scrofa (pig), 2205 nucleotides. It is a transcript of the gene FCAR, whose product is annotated as Fc alpha receptor. Gene Ontology annotation, cellular component: plasma membrane. The record is from RefSeq and is a predicted model, not a curated record. Gene Ontology annotation, biological process: immune response-regulating signaling pathway. NCBI's taxonomy places the organism in Eukaryota, Metazoa, Chordata, Mammalia, Artiodactyla, Suidae.